Molecule: messenger RNA, 3262 nt
Organism: Scatophagus argus
Lineage: Eukaryota; Metazoa; Chordata; Actinopteri; Scatophagidae
Product: zinc finger protein 91-like
Exons: 7
Coding region: 182-2908 (908 amino acids)
Biological process (GO): regulation of transcription by RNA polymerase II
Molecular function (GO): DNA-binding transcription factor activity; RNA polymerase II cis-regulatory region sequence-specific DNA binding
Source: RefSeq, a predicted model, not a curated record
ACCUUCCGUCGGAUUGUUAAUCCGGACGGAACGGAAAGGAACCGUUGACGCAGAUGCACAAAGAUCGUCUGAGUGAUUUGGGUCUCUUGGAAACAACUAUCGUGAAAUAUUUUAUGUGACUUCGGUCGAGCGACGAACAUAAUUUCCUUUUACUGUAAUGUGACUGCAGUAAAUCCACAGGAUGGACGGGGGUAUUUCGGACUUACCUGGUUCCUCCGUUCCUCUCUCUGCUUUGCGCCUCUUGGUCCCACCGAUUCGGUUGAUCUCUGCGGCAAUCUGGCAGACGGUGGAGCAGAAAAUUGUGUCAGAUUAUGGGCUGCUUGAAGAAUUUGUAUUUAUGGUUACGGAGAUUGUGCCACAGCUUCUCUCUGCGAGGCAGCGGGCCGAACUCAUUUUGGGUCUCAGAGCACGGCUGAUCCUGGAGAUGUGUCGCUCUGAAGAGACUGCUGACCUCCACAUUAUUCAGCCACAUCUUGACCGAAUGCAGAGUCUUAGAUCUCUGUGGAACAUGGAGACUGAUAAUACAGAACAAGGAGCAUCGGACUCACAUUUCAUGGGCCUUGUCCAAAAUCUGCUGCGAGAUCCUGAAGAGAGAAAUAAUUUUUUCCAGGAUGUUUUCCCAGGAGACUUUGGCCCCACAUAUGACAAAGCAAUCCAGACACUGAUGUGGUUGUUUCUGUCCAGACUUGAGAAGCUUCUUCCUACCCAAACUCUCCAACAGAUUGCAUCUCUGCUCGGCGACGCCUCGUCUGUUCUCAAUGAAUGCAUGGAGACUUUCUCUCAACCUCAGGAUCUCAAAACUGUGCUAGGAGCUCAGAAAGAUCUCAGCCAGUUAGAGGACAUAGAAUCUUACAUUGUUGACAGUGGCAUCUUGUCAGCUCUGUGUCUCCCUCCUGUGGAAAGAGUUGUGAUUGUCAAUGAGCAAGCAGAAACGGAUGCCGAGAGCGGACUCGUGUACACCGUCUGCACAGAGAUGGAGGUGGAAUCUGAGAACAAAGAGGCGUAUGUGGAGGCAAGUGGGACCUCCGAAGCAUGUGUGCAAAGCCAGUGGUUUGGUGUCGGCAGUGAGGUGAAAGCAGAAAUGGACAAUGUGAUGGUUAGAGAUCCUGUUGAAGGCACCGAGGCCUGUGAGAGUGAAAUCGCAGACGACCACCAUGACAGCCAGUCGGGAACACUGAUCAUCGGGGAGGACGGCCAGGUGUCGGUGCUUGGCGUGGAGAAGAAGCCAAACAGGCGUGGAAGGAAAAAGAAACGUCCUGCAGAUGAAGACUUUGAAUUGCAAAGCAGACCGAGGGGCAAACAAGAAGAUCCAGAUUAUGUUGUGUGGGAAAGGCCAGUACGAAAGAACCGUGGGCUCAAGAUGAAACGGUAUCUGUCGCAGUGGAGGAAAUCUGGAAAGACACAGAGCAGUAAUACUGCUAACAGUGGCCCGAAAAAGUUUGCCGGAUCCCAGGGUUCAAGCAAAAGCAAUGACUUGGAUGAGAGAACAUGCAAAGUGUGUGGCAAGGUGGUGAGUCGUGCCAAGUUCUUAGAACGUCACAUGAAUCGACACUCAGAGGAGAUGCCCUAUUCUUGUCCUGCGUGUAAAAGGUUUUAUAAGAGCUUGCGUUACUUGCAACAACACAGAUGUCCAAAUCUAACAAAAGCAAAACCUGGCAGGAAAGCAAAGGAACCAGAGACCGCCACUGAUGAGGGCGAACAAUCAUCCAGCGGGGUUCCUUGCGAAGCUACCAGUGAAGAGCAGCCAUCGGACAACACCGGCGAGGACCUCGAUUACUUGCCCACUGCAGACCAAUCUUCCAAAGAAUCCGGACAGAAAAGCCCAGAAGGAAACAAAAGUGUGAUAGAAGGCCCAUUCUACUGUCCUCACUGCAGUGUUGAGUUUAAGUGCAAACAAACUUUUAGGUUCCAUUUGAGAAACAUUUGCUACAAUGAGCAACAGGUGGAUCCUGAGAAACCUGAAGAUGUUAAACACUGUUUCAGGUGUGAUGAAUGUGACAAGGCAUUCAGGUACAAAUCAACAUUGGAUUCCCACAAACAAACUCACAACCCCCUCUACUGCGAGGUGUGUAUGAAACUGGUGCGUGACUCAGAGGCACUAGCGAUGCACAAAGAAUCCCACACUCCAUUUCAGUGCAACCAGUGUGAGGCAAAUUUCCCCGUCUUUAAGGCCCUUCAUAAGCACUACAUCGACGUUCACAAUCCCACCGAGCCUUUUACCUGCACCCACUGUCAGACAACCUUUGCCAGUUUGAAGCGUUUCAUCAGACAUGAGUGGAAACACACCGGUUACCAACCAUUUCAGUGCACUAAUUGCAGUAAAAGAUUCCGAUCGUACUCUGACCUGGUGGAGCACCAGAAGAAACACACUAAAGCAUAUCCAUUCCUCUGCUGGGAAUGUGGCAAGAAAUUCAGGCAUGGCGUUACAUUGACAAGGCACGUGGAGCGUGUGCAUCACGCUGGCGAACCUGUGACCGAGAAACCCUUGCCAACCUUCACCUGCGCUCAGUGCGGCAAGUCCUUCACUUCCAGAAGAUGCCUUUUAAAACAUGACAAUUUCCAUCACAAAGGACUGCGCUUUCCAUGUGAGCACUGUGGAAAAGGAUUCUUUGGAAAGGAUGCUUUGGUGAGGCAUACUUUGAUUCACACGGGCGAAAGGCCUUUCAAGUGCGAAGACUGUGAAAAGUCUUUUAGAUCCGCUGCAGAAUUAAAGAUACACAGGAGAUACCAUACUGGGGAAAGACCAUUUAAGUGCAGCAUCUGUCAGAAAGGUUUUGUCCAGUCCUGCUUCCUUACCCUACACAUGCGCACCCAUACAGGAGAGAGACCGUACGUUUGUGCAGUAUGUAACAAGGGAUUUUCAAGCUUGCAUGGCCUGAAAAGACAUAAGAGACUUGUUCAUGCAUAAUUUUAACAUUGCUAAUUCCAAUGGGGGAUGUUCUGUUUCCCAGCUGAAGGUCAGAGGUCAGCUUCAGCUUUAGACCUGAACUUGAGGAAUCUGAUUUGACCUUACUCAAGGACACUUCAGUGCUGUCAUCGUUGAAGGACAUUUUUCUUAAAUGUUAGCCACAUUGUUAUUUCUGUGGCUGUCACAGCUUGGAUUGUUAAGAUCUGUUUAAAUGUAUAGUGCAUUAUAAAAUGUAAUGUAAUUUUUUACAGAAAUGUUUGCUGUAGUUCUACAUAAGAUUUGUAUGUAUAAGUGAUAUAAACCUUGGUUCCUAGGGGAAUUUAUUUCUUUUUCUUGAAUAAAUUGAACAUUUGA